Molecule: messenger RNA, 555 nt
Organism: Neohortaea acidophila
Lineage: Eukaryota; Fungi; Ascomycota; Dothideomycetes; Mycosphaerellales; Teratosphaeriaceae
Exons: 1
Coding region: 1-555 (184 amino acids)
Biological process (GO): ribosomal large subunit biogenesis; intracellular mRNA localization
Cellular component (GO): preribosome, large subunit precursor; nucleolus
Molecular function (GO): mRNA binding
Source: RefSeq, a predicted model, not a curated record
AUGGCCCUCAAACCCAAGAGCGGUGGCUCCAAGCCCUCCAUCAAGCGCUCGACGAAACCAGCUGGCUCGAGUUCAGCGCCCAAGGCGAAAAAGAAGGGCCCACCCAGACCGCCUCCGACGCAGCACAAGCCAAAACCUACUCUCGCAAACACCAAGAAGAAGCCGCCGCAUCUUCGAUACACGGAAAAGGAGCUGCGCCUGCCUCAGCUCAACGGCAUACGGCCAGCUGGUGUGCAGAAGUUGCCCAACAAGAAGAAAGGCAAGCACUUUGUGGACGACGGGGAUGGCAUGCGCACCAUUCUCGCCCUGGUCAUGGCGGAGAAGGAGGGGAAUAUCGAAAGCAAGAUGAUGCGUGCACGACAGUUGGAGGAGAUUCGAGAAGCCAAGAGGGUGGAAGCGGAGAAGCGGGUGGAGGGGAAGAGAGCCAGCUUGGAGGAGAAGAAGAGCGAGGUGAAGCGGCAGAAGCGUGGUGGAUCAGGGCGGGCGGAGGCGGAGACUGCUCAGACUUCUUCUGCCAUGCCUCUGAAGAAGAGGAAGAAAGUCAGUUUUGGGUGA